AUGGCGCCUACUACGGGUGUCAUCUCCGACUUGGAGACAAUGGGCGAAAAGGCCGAUAUGACCCACGAGGAGGUGGUGCAUCUGGCGCAGUUGACGGACGAGGAGAAAGUUCUCGAGAAGAAACUUCUGCGACGUAUUGAUUCUCUUAUCAUGCCGCUGGUCGUGCUGGUUUAUCUGUUGAAUUAUAUUGAUCGAAACAACUAUGCUGCUGCAAAGCUGCAAGGUCUUACGGAUGACCUCGGUCUAACGGCUACACAGUACCAGACCGGUCUAUCGAUUUUGUUUGUGGCAUAUAUUCUGAUGCAAGUGCCGAGUAACCUGAUGCUGAACUACAUGGGUCGCCCAUCUUUGUAUCUGGGCUUUUUCAUCACUGCUUGGGGGUUAGUGUCAGCUCUGACUAGUCAGGUCAAGGGUUAUGGCUCGAUUGUGGCAUGCCGCUUCCUACUUGGACUGGUUGAGGCCCCCUUCUUCGCCGGUGUCCUAUUCUACCUUUCCAAGUGGUACACGAGGAAAGAACUGGCAUUCCGCAUGAGUAUCUUCUACUCUGGCUCCCUGCUUAGCGGUGCCUUUGGAAAUCUCAUUGCUGCCGGUAUUCUGAAGGGUCUCAAAGGUCAUCGCGGCCUGUCAGCCUGGCAGUGGCUGUACAUCAUCGAGGGUGCCAUCACCAUGUUCGUCGGCAUCAUCAUCUGCUUCAUUCUCCCCGAUUUCCCCGAGACCUGGAAAAUGCUAUCCCCCGAGAUGCGCCGCGUCGCCGAACGCCGUCUAGCCAUCGAAGCCGCCGAAGCCGAUGUCGACGAGAAAGGCGGCAUGUCCCAGCUCAAGGGUCUUAAACUCGCCAUGACCGAUAUCAAGACUUAUGUCUUGGCCGUGGCAUACAUGUGUAUCACCGGCGCGGCGGGCUUCCAGAACUUCUUCCCCACGCUGACCAAGACCCUGCACUACAACAACACCAUUUCGCUGCUGCUCGUUGCCCCGCCGUACGUCUUCAUGGUAGUCUACAGUCUUGCGCACUCGUAUACCUCGGAUAAAAUGGGCGUCCGCUUCUGGUUCCUGGUCUACCCAAUCCCCAUCUCCAUCCUAGGAUUCAUCCUCUUCUCAACAACUACCGGCUUCGCCCCCCGCUACAUCUCCCUCUUCCUGAUGAUGUUCGUCUUCGCGCAAAACGGUACCUUGUACUCGUGGAUCGCCAAUGCGCUGCCCCGCCCACCCGCUAAGCGUGCCGCCGCAUACGCCUUUAUCAAUUCCAUCGGUAACUCGGCUAGUAUCUGGACGCCGUAUACGUACCGGUCCGAUGAGUCGCCCAAGUUCUGGACGGCGAUGGGUGUGAAUAUUGGUCUGCAGGUGUUGGGCCUGACUAUGGCGCUGUUUAUGUACUUUAAUCUGCGCAUGUUGAAUAAGAGGCAGGAGAGAUUGGAGAAUGAGGAUGUGCAGUUGACGGAGAAGGAGUUGAGGCGGUUGCAGGUUACGGCUGAUUUGGAGGGGAUUGAUGUUGCCGCUGCGAGACGCUUGCAGAAGGGUUUCCGGUUUGUGCUGUAA
Messenger RNA from Penicillium cataractarum, 1536 nucleotides. Its product is annotated as putative MFS transporter. Gene Ontology annotation, cellular component: membrane. The record is from RefSeq and is a predicted model, not a curated record. Gene Ontology annotation, molecular function: transmembrane transporter activity. Gene Ontology annotation, biological process: transmembrane transport. NCBI's taxonomy places the organism in Eukaryota, Fungi, Ascomycota, Eurotiomycetes, Eurotiales, Aspergillaceae. Bases 1 to 1536 code for a protein of 511 amino acids. The transcript is spliced from 3 exons.